Magallana angulata is the source of this 1980-nucleotide messenger RNA. RefSeq lists its product as uncharacterized. Gene Ontology annotation, cellular component: nucleoplasm; chromatin. Lineage: Eukaryota; Metazoa; Mollusca; Bivalvia; Ostreida; Ostreidae. The transcript has a single exon. Bases 4 to 1698 code for a protein of 564 amino acids. The record is from RefSeq and is a predicted model, not a curated record. Gene Ontology annotation, biological process: positive regulation of DNA-templated transcription. Gene Ontology annotation, molecular function: zinc ion binding; ubiquitin-protein transferase activity; protein binding.
ACCAUGCAUCCCCGUCGCAGUGCCCAGGAUGUGUUACGGUGUCGUCUCUGUGAUACCCCGGGCCCACCUAUGUACUGUGACAUUUGUCACAUAUAUCUGUGUAAAGCCUGUGUGGGGGAACAUCUCUCCGAUGAAUCCACAGAACACAAAGUAGUACCAUUUAAAAAGCGAGGAUCUACUCCAAAUUACCCAAAGUGUCCUAAACAUUCCACAAAACAAUGUGAACUUCACUGUGAACAAUGUGACAUUCCUAUUUGUGUAAAAUGUGCUACCUCUGAAGAACAUCACGGCCAUAAUUUUAUAGAAAUAAAAAAAGACAUGGACAGAAAAAAAGAAGUCAUUGAGAUGGAUCUAAAAGAACUAGAGAAAUCCAUUUAUCCUAAAUAUCAAAAGAUUGCCUCAAACAUCUCAGUUCAGAAAGCUGCUCUGAAUAAAAACAACCAGAAAUUGACAUCAGAUAUAGACAAACAUGGAGAAGCCUUGCACAGAGAAAUAGACACCAUGAUCCAAAAACUGAAAUCUGAUCUCAAUGAAAUGGACACCAAACACCUGCCUGUCUUAAACAAACAGGAAGAUGAAAUCACACGCACCAUUUCUGAAAUCACACAGAGUAUUGCUGAUUUGAGGAAGUUACUAGACUCUAAUGAUGCCAGCCUUGUCUCUGCCUACAAAUCCAGGAACGCCGACUUCAGAAAAUUGCCUCCUAAACUCACAGUGUCCUUACCAAGAUUUACCCCUCAGAAGAUUAACAAAGAACAGAUUUAUCAACAGUUUGCGAUCGGUUCUCUGUCAGCAUUAUCUAUUAAAACAGAAGAACAAGUCUACACCAUUGAUUCCCCCGGUGCUGAGUCCUCUCCCCCGGACAGACCGCUCAUUGACGUACCACGGAUCAUUACAGGGAUAAACACCGAGUAUGGAGACUCUAAUAGAUUACUCAAUGUGUCCUGUCUGAAGGAUGAAGAACUAUGGACACGUGGCCAGGACAACAAGAUGAGACUGUACAACCUACAUGGAAAACUAGUGAAGUCAGUCCAAACCAAGUCAGGGAACGAUCCACGGGACAUAGCAGUGACAAGGAGUGGGGAUCUAGUUUAUACUGAUGACAAUGAUAGAACUGUGAACAUAGUGAAGAAUACACAGAUACAGACAGUAAUCAGACUACGGGGGUGGAGACCUCGCAGUGUCUGUAGUACCUCCUCUGGUGACCUCCUGGUUGUCAUGGUCAGUGAUAAUAAUAAAGAAGCAAAAGUUGUGUGUUACUCUGGCUCCACAGAGAAACAAAGUAUUCAGUACAACAACAAAGGACAACCUCUCUAUUCAUCUGGUGGAAUAAUAAACAGUAAAUUCAUCAGUGAGAACAGGAACCUAGAUAUCUGUGUUUCAGACUAUAGAGCCGGUGCAGUAGUGGUUGUCAAUCAGGCCGGGAAUCUCCGGUUUACCUACACUGGUCCUACCUCCUCUUCUACAAAGGGAUCAUUCUAUCCACUCGGUAUCACAACAGACAGCCAGGGUCGGAUCCUGACAGCAGACUGUGACAACCACCGUAUCCACAUUCUGGAUCAAGAUGGACAGUUCCUCCGCUACAUUGACAAUUGUCAUUUACAGAAACCAUGGGGUUUAUGUGUGGACACCAGAGACAACCUGUUUGUGGCUGAGUUGAUCACAGGUAAAGUGAAGAAAAUCCAGUAUUACAUGUAAACAAACUGUGUGUAUGCCUACACAUAUGAACAAACUGUGUGUAUACCUAUAUAUAUGAACAAACUGUGUGUAUAUCUUCAUAUAUAAACAAACUGUGUGAAUAUCUACAUAUAUAAACAAACUGUGUGUAUACCUACAUAUAUAUACAUGUAAACAAACUCUGUAUAUGUAUUAUAUAUAAACAAACUGCAUGUAUGUAUCAUAAACGUAAACAAAUCGUGUGUAUGUAUUAUAUGUAAAAAAUGUUUGUAUAUAACGGAAAAUGUACACAAUUUUAGUGAU